Lycium barbarum (goji berry) is the source of this 1426-nucleotide messenger RNA. RefSeq lists its product as uncharacterized. Bases 159 to 830 code for a protein of 223 amino acids. Lineage: Eukaryota; Viridiplantae; Streptophyta; Magnoliopsida; Solanales; Solanaceae. Gene Ontology annotation, biological process: cell fate determination. The transcript has 4 exons. The record is from RefSeq and is a predicted model, not a curated record.
AAAAUAAUAUUUUAUCAACUUUGGUUACUAUAAAUUUCUCCUACUCCUCCUACAUUUAGUACCCUCAGCCUAAGUUUUGCUUCUGCUGCUGCUACUACUACUACUAAUUAAAAAUUCCACUACUUUGAAGGACACACAAGAGCGGAACUAUUGAAUCAAUGAAGAGCCUUUUCAUGGUCUAUGUGGUUUUGUUGCUCGUUUCAUUCUCUGUUAUACACAUUAAUCAUGCAUUGGAACUAGCUCAAGAAGGUGGUGCUAUUCAAGAAAGAGCCCUAAUUCCCAGGCAAAAAUACACUGUCACUCCUGCUAGGAAGUUACUACAACUACCUGAUAUUGGUUUUGGCGAUGAUGGUGAUGUUGGUGGUGGUGAUGGUACUGGUGGUGAUGAUGGUACUGGUGGUACUGGUGGCGAUGAUGGUACUGGUGGCAAUGGUGGCUAUGAUGGUGCUGGUGGUAAUGGUGGCGAUGAUGGUACUGGUGGUAAUGGUGGCAAUGAUGGAGGUGACGGCUCAGAGAACAGAAUAGGGCCAGCAUCAUGUUCAAAAGACAGAAUUAUAGUAACCCAAGGUGACACACCGCCACAGCCAAACGGCAUUCCCACGUACACUGUCAUAAUCGAGAACGCGUGUUUCUCCGGUGUUUCCAACAUUCACUUGAGCUGUGGUUGGUUCAGUUCAGCAAGGCUCAUAAAUCCCCGAGUUUUCAGGAGACUUAACUAUAAUGAUUGCCUUGUCAACGACGGAGAGCCUCUCAAUCCAGGGCAAUCCCUCACUUUUCAAUAUGCCAAUACCUUCAAAUAUCCUCUUUCUGUUUCUUCUGUUUCCUGCUAAAUCAGAUGGUUUGUAAAAAUCUAGUACUUCUUUUGGAACUUUUCUUGCGCUAAGAUCAGUCUGAAAGUCCAAGAAUUAGUGGUCUUAACUUGUGUAUGGUAUUAGUAUCUUUGUAAUUUAAUGGCAUCAAUGCAAAUAAUGCUUGUUUCAAAUUCUCAGUAUAGUUGUACUUAACCAAUAUUCGGGUUUAGAGUUGAAUGCCCAUUGAAAGGACGCCUUGGACCGAUGGUAAAGCUGUCUCCGCAUGACCUAUUGGUCAUGGGUUCGGGCCGUGGAACCAGCUACUAUUCUAAAUGUAUACCUUGAUCAUCCCUAUUUUGGGUAGGUAAUGCUUGAAUUUAGAAGGUCCAUGGGGUUUGAAAGCAAAGUCAUAUCCAGAAUCAAGUUAUUCAUGGAUCAAGUGUGAUCAUAAUUCAUAUGAAUGAACAUAUCUGCUUUGUUUAGAAUUUCCUCAACCGCUACAACUGUGCCCCAAUCCAAGCAAAUUGUGAUCGACUAUGUGAAUUCUCACUAAUCAUGCCGUUCGUCUAGCUACAUCGCAAAAUAGAAUUGUAAAACAAAAUCAAAGUUGUUUCCUCUAAAUCAUGAUUGAAAAA